Gossypium arboreum is the source of this 1456-nucleotide messenger RNA. Its product is annotated as dof zinc finger protein DOF4.6. The transcript is spliced from 2 exons. Lineage: Eukaryota; Viridiplantae; Streptophyta; Magnoliopsida; Malvales; Malvaceae. The coding region runs from base 201 to 956 and encodes 251 amino acids. The record is from RefSeq and is a predicted model, not a curated record. Gene Ontology annotation, biological process: regulation of DNA-templated transcription. Gene Ontology annotation, molecular function: DNA-binding transcription factor activity; DNA binding.
AUAUAUAGAAUAAAAUACACAUGUAAUAUGUGUACUUAAUAAUUUAUUAGACAAAACACCCCCCAUCCAUAAAGUAAGCUGAUAUACAACGAAAACCAGCAAACAUUUCAUUUUCUCCUGCCUUUUAAACCAGUUUUUAGAGCAAAAAAAAAAAAGAAGUUUGCUGGUUUCCCUUCUCUUUGAUCACCAGUUUCAUAACCAUGGAUACUGCAGCUCAAUGGCCACAGGAGAUUGUGGUGAAACCAAUAGAAGAGAUAGUGACAAAUACAUGUCCAAAACCUGCAAGUUUAGAGAGGAGAACAAGACCACAAAAGGAACAAGCUUUGAACUGUCCCAGGUGCAAUUCAACCAACACCAAGUUCUGCUAUUACAACAACUACAGUCUAACUCAACCUAGGUACUUUUGCAAGACUUGUCGGAGGUACUGGACUGAAGGCGGUUCCCUUAGAAACAUCCCUGUCGGAGGUGGUUCUAGAAAGAACAAAAGACCAUCAUCAUCUUCUUCAUCACCUUCAUUAUCAUCUUCAUCAAAAAACCCUAAGAUCCAUCAACCCCAAGAUCUCAACGUAGCUUUCAAAACUACCACUCAAGGUUACACAAGUGGUAAUGUUCCUGAAUUGGUUCAAAUCCCCAACAGCUUAGAUAACAACAAGAACCAAAUCCCUAAUUCUUUCAGUUCUUUCAUUCCCAUGCCAGUUCCAGAUCCAAACACAGUAUAUACAUCUGGGUUAAUUCCCAUGCAAGAUUUCAAGCCAAUCUUAAAUUUCUCCUUGGAUGGGCUUGGGAGUGGUCAUUAUGGGAGUCUUCAAGGGAUUCAAGAAACAACAACAGGGAGGCUUUUGUUUCCAUUUGAAGAUCUGAAACAAAUCCCAAACACAACUGAUACUGACCAAAAUAAAGAACAAGGAGAUUCAGCUGGAUACUGGACCGGAAUGUUAGGUGGAGGAUCAUGGUAAACUACAAGAUCAAAAGUAAAAAUGGGUCCCUUUUUUUUUUUUUGCCUUUUCUUGGCUUUUCUUUGUAACCUUUUUUAUUAUUAUUAAUUUGUUAAGGUGGGGUGACUUGUUUGGAUUUCUUCAUUACUAACAGAUAGGAAUACAUGGGUUUCUCUCUCUCUCUCUCUCUCUUUAUAUAUAUAUAUUAUAUAUAUAUUAUUCAUCCUUCCUUUUUUCUUGUUAAUUAUGGUGGGAAUUUGAAGCUUUUUUGUUUUUAGGUUGGCUUCUGACAUGCUUUACUGUUAGUAUGUAUGAAGAGAUUAAAGGUAAACCCAGAUUUUUUUAGGGCAAAAAUGUGGGAGAGAAUAGGCAUGUCUGUAUACCCUUUUUUAAUUGAUAUUAUCAUAGCAGAAAGGCAACCCUAUAUGUCAUUAGGCUUGGUACAAGUACUAAAAUGAAAAUUGUAUAAAGUUGAAGUUUGUAUGGAAUUCCGUAUCACUUUGUGUUUCAAUUAAAUUAAA